AUGGACUGCUCGAGUUCCAAAGAGACGCCACCGCACAAGGCGUGGUGGACCGGCGAGACGGUGGCGGUGGUAACGGGGGCCAACCGUGGCAUUGGGCACGCGCUGGCCGCGCGCCUGGCGGAGCAGGGGCUGUCCGUGGUGCUCACGGCGCGGGACGAGGCGCGCGGGGAGGCCGCCGCCGCCGAGCUCCGCGCCAGGGGUCUCCCGUCCGUGCGUUUCCGCUGCCUCGACGUCACCGACCCCGCCUCUGUCGCCGCCUUCGCCUCCUGGAUCCGCGACCACGUCGGCGGCCUCGACAUUCUGGUGAACAAUGCCGGGGUAUCGUUCAACGAGAUCGACACCAACUCGGUGGAGCAUGCUGAGACAGUCCUAAAGACGAACUUCUAUGGAGCCAAGAUGCUCAUCGAGGCGCUCCUGCCCCUUUUCCGUCGAUCCUCUGGGACCAGCCGGAUCCUGAACCUCAGCUCCCAGCUUGGCCUUCUCAAUGUGAGGGACCCGUCGUUGAGGAGCAUGCUGCUGGACGAGGGCAGGCUGACGGAGCAGCAGGUCGAGGCCAUGGCGUCGCGGUUCCUGGCGCAGGUGAAGGACGGGACGUGGCAGGACCACGGGUGGCCGGCCGUGUGGACGGACUACGCGGUCUCCAAGCUGGCCCUCAACGCCUACUCCCGCCUCCUCGCCGCGCGGCUGCGGGGGGCCGUAGCUGUCAACUGCUUCUGCCCCGGGUUCACGCGGACUGACAUGACGCGGGGGUGGGGCAAGCGCACCGCCGAGGAGGCCGGCCGCGUCGCCGCGGGGCUCGCGCUGCUGCCCCCUGCCGACCUCCCCACCGGCAAGUUCUUCAAGUGGUCCACGCCGCAGCUCUACUCCAAGCUCUGA
Triticum turgidum subsp. durum (durum wheat) is the source of this 876-nucleotide messenger RNA. The record is from the annotation of a GenBank genome assembly. Lineage: Eukaryota; Viridiplantae; Streptophyta; Magnoliopsida; Poales; Poaceae.